Limanda limanda (common dab) is the source of this 2344-nucleotide messenger RNA. RefSeq names its product tripartite motif-containing protein 16-like. The record is from RefSeq and is a predicted model, not a curated record. The coding region runs from base 1 to 1680 and encodes 559 amino acids. NCBI's taxonomy places the organism in Eukaryota, Metazoa, Chordata, Actinopteri, Pleuronectiformes, Pleuronectidae. The transcript has a single exon. Gene Ontology annotation, molecular function: zinc ion binding; protein binding.
AUGGCGCAGCAAGAAAAUCAACUGGCCAGAGAAAGAUUCUGCUGUCCGAUCUGUCUGGAUCUACUGAAGGAUCCGGUGACUACUGGCUGUGGACACAGCUACUGUAGGAGCUGUAUUAACACCCACUGGGACAAUGGGGAGGAGAGAGGAAGCUACAGCUGCCCUAAGUGUAGACAGACCUUCACACUGAGGCCUGUCCUGAAGAUAAGCACCAUGUUAGCUGAUUUAGUGGAGGAGCUGAAGAAGAUUGGACUCAAAGCUGCUCCUGCUGAUCACUGCUAUGCUGGACCUGAAGAUGUGGCCUGUGAUGUUUGCACUGGGAGAAAACUGAAAGCUCUCAAGUCCUGUUUGGAUUGUUUGGUCUCUUAUUGUGACAAACACCUCCAGCCUCAUUUUCAGUUAGCUCCAUAUAAGAAGCACAAGCUGGUGGAGCCCUCGGAGAAGCUCCAGGAGAACAUCUGCUCUCAUCACGACGAGGUGAUGAAGAUGUUCUGCCGCACUGAUCAGCAGUGUAUCUGUUUUCUCUGCUCUGUGGAGGAACAUAAAGAUCACGACACAGUGUCAGCUGCAGCAGAAAGGACUGAGAGGCAGAGAGAGCUCGGGCUGAGGAGACAAACAAUCCAGCAGAGAGUCCAGGACACAGAGAAAAACGUGAAGCUGCUUCAACAGGAGGAGGAGGCCAUCAAUGGCUCUGCUGACAAAGCAGUGGAGGACAGUGAGGAGAUCUUCACUGAGCUGAUCCGUCUGCAGGAGAAAAGAAGCUCUGAUGUGAAGCAGCAGAUCAGAUCCCUGCAGGAAACUGAAGUGAGUCGAGUCAGAGAGCUUCAGGAGAGACUGGAGCAGGAGAUCACUGAGCUGAAGAGGAAAGACCAUGAACUGAAGCAGAUCUCAGACACAGAGGAUCACAACCAGUUUCUACACAACUACCUCUCACUGUCACCACUCAGUGAAUCUACACACUCAUCCAGCAUCAGGAUCCGUCCUCUGAGGAACUUUGAGGACAUGACAGCAGCUGUGGCACAGGUCAGAGGUCGACUACAGGACAUUCUGAGUGAGACAGAAACAAAGAGUUUACAGAUUGUGUCUCGAGUGGAUGUUUUACUGCCACAACCAGAGCCAGAGACCAGAGCUGACUUCUUAAGAUAUUCAAAGGAAAUCACACUGGAUCUAAACACAGCACACAAACGUCUGUUAUUAUCUGAGGGAAACAGAAAAGUAACAUUUAUGUGUGAAAAACAGUCUUAUUCUGAUCACCCAGACAGAUUCACUGGUACAACUCAGGUCCUGAGUAGAGAGAGUCUGACUGGGCGUUGUUACUGGGAGGUGGAGGUGGGGGGGGGAGGAGGAGUAUAUGUAGCAGUCACAUACAAGAAUAUCAGCAGGGCAGGAGGCUCAGAAUGUAUAUUUGGAUUCAAUUAUAAAUCUUGGUCAUUAUCUUGUUUUGGAAACGGUUAUAUCUUUUAUUACAACAGCAUCAGGACUCUAGUGUCAUGUCCUCUGUCCUCCAGAGUAGGAGUGUACCUGGAUCACAGUGCAGGUGUUCUGUCCUUCUACAGCGUCUCUGACACCAUGACUCUCCUCCACAGAGUCCAGACCACAUUCACUCAGCCUCUCUAUGCUGGAGUUAGGGUUGGUUAUGGAUCCACAGCUGAGUUCUGUAAACUAGACUCGAGUCAUUAAAAGCAGUGAUUUAGAUCCUGUGUGUAAAUCUUUAACUUCUUUUAUCUCCAUGUUCGUUGAUCAAAGUUUGUCGUGGUGACCUUUCUGCUCCGCACGGAGAUCAGCUGUCAAUCAAUCACCGACCUUCCUUUAUCACACAUAUUUAGUUCUCACUUUGAAAAGACAGAAAUCUAUAAUUGCACUGACAUGAAUGUGUUUGAAAGAACUUAUGUUGCUGUUGUUUUCUGAAUCAAUGUAGAAAUCAGGUUCUGUGAUGUUUUAGAACCUGUAUAGAUCCUGAUCAGUGUUGCAAAGGGGCGGAACAUUUCCGGUAACUUUCUCAAAACUUUCCAUGGGAAGUUAAGCUCAGGAAUUUAGGAAAUGUUGACACUUUUUUGCUAAAGUUAGCCUAUAACAGGGAACUUAAAGGUAGUUGGACCCCGGAUGCAGUUGGGAACAUUGUCUGCCAGAAAAGUAAGCCUAUGACUUUGUGUUGUUGUUGAAUGUCUUUGUAAUGACCGAGCAUGUUGAUUACGUGUUACACUGAAGCCAUGUUCAUUUUAAUACCAAGUUAAUUUGUAUACAGUAGGCCACCUUUUUACAGCAGUGAGAGUAGGAUGUAUGUACGUAUGUCCACAUAUGCAUUUAUUUUAUUCAACAUUAAUGUUUUUUGUUGUUCAAUAAA